Messenger RNA from Trichogramma pretiosum, 2227 nucleotides. RefSeq lists its product as uncharacterized. The record is from RefSeq and is a predicted model, not a curated record. NCBI's taxonomy places the organism in Eukaryota, Metazoa, Arthropoda, Insecta, Hymenoptera, Trichogrammatidae. Bases 199 to 1671 code for a protein of 490 amino acids. The transcript is spliced from 4 exons.
CGUAGUACGGUCGCAUUUUCAGAACAACAUCUGUAUGUGGAGACAAAAACUUUUCGCGUUCUCAGAGUAAACAGGAACGAGUAAUAAUGUUCGCUUGAUUUUACCAAUAAAUUUUCCAAGUGAUUGGUGUGAUGGAUUGUUUUUUACUUCUAAUGCUGUGUGAUUUUAUUGACUAAAUAUCAAUUGAAAUUUUUUAGAAUGAGAAAAAACACAACUUGGCGGUGUAAGCUUGCCACCGCAGCCGAAAUUAGUCCGUCCUCGGUGCUGUUACUAUUGAUGUCAUUGGCACUGAUCGAGGGGGCAAUCGUGCCACCACCUUGGGCGGAUCCAGCUAACAAUCCGUGCGCCUCGCAACCCCGGGGUUGGCAGCUGCUGUACUGGCCAGCCGACGGCAAAUGUUACAGAAUCUUCCAGAUUGGCGCCCCGUGCCCGGAAACGAUGGAGCUGAGCCCCUCGGCCGUGGGCAGCGGCGGAAUGAUGAAGGCCGAGUGUCGCUGCCCGCCGGGCACGGCCCAAUCACCGCGAGAUGCUCUCUGUCAUCGGAUCUUCACGCGGGCUUCCUGCUCGAAGGGCCAGUUUUUCGCCCCCAUACCGGAGCCAAGCGCCAAGCAGAGCAGCUCCAAAAAACGCUGGGGUACGUGUCGCGAUCCUGAGACUUGCAGCAAUACAGGUGAUGUAUUCUAUCCGCGCGACAGCCAGUGUUAUCGGAAAUUUUCACGCGGACCGUGCGCCAAGGGUGAGCUGAUGAGCGUAGACAAGGAUGGACUGGGCGCCUGUUCGUGCUCGCGAGACGGUGAAAUGGGAAAGUACUACUCCGUUCUCAGCGGCGGUUGUUACGAGUUCUACACGAGAGGACCUUGCCAGGAGCCCGGGGAAUUGUUUCUGCCCGGAGGUAAAUGCGGAUGCAACGAAAAGAUGACGCAGUACCACAAGCCGACCAAUAUGUGCUACGAGCUCGGCGGACAAGGUCCUUGCUCGGCAGGUCAUCGCUUUACAGCGAUAAAGAGCAGCAACGGGACAAAAAGCACUCAUAAAAAGGUGAUCCACGCCAGCUGCCAGUGCAAAGCCGACAACGUGCCGUACGAGGACGGACUCUGCUAUCGAACGUACACGCAGGGCCCGUGCCCAGCCGGCUCCAUGCUGCUCAACUCGACCAGCUGCGUGCCGAUCCCGUGCAAGCGCGGCCGGCUUUACUUUCCGCUCGAGGGCACCUGCUACAAGAUCGGCUCGCGCGGACCCUGCCCCAACGGCCAGGUCGUCCUCUACGAUUACAGCGCCAGGCCGUCGAUCGACGGUAUAAGCUACAACGGAGUGUGCGGCUGCACCAGUGCAAUGAAGAACGCCGGCAAGUGCCAGGAAGGCCUGAGCCAGCUCGAGGGUAAAUGCGACGAGACACCGGGCAUGGUGCUCAUCGACAAGGUCUGCCACAAGCUCUAUACUCGAGGACCUUGCGGCGACGGCGAGUGGCUGAUUUCUCGAAGACGAGCCAAGACUGACUGGUCUGGCCAAGAGCUCGUCGGUAACGGGCCUAAAGCUAGGUGCGAGUGCAAACCCGGUUACACGAGAACCAACGAGAUCGAGAGCAAUAACCUCUUGACGGUCGGCAAGUGUCAAGCCCCGAGCGUCGGUAUUGCGAGAUUUCUCAACGAACAAUUUCACAUUAAGCUCUAGUGCUCCAAACUAAAAGCUGUGAUAUAUCCUUUUGGAUUAAGUGUAAAUAUAAAACAAUUGACAAGUUCCGAGUCUUGAACACAUGAAUUUAGCUCGUGCUAAAUUGCACUCUUUGAAAAAUACUGACGCCAUUCUAUUUAUACAAUACUAAGUUAUAAAUGUUUGCAGAUUGUGACACUUAUAAUUUACUUAGGAACGUUCAAAAUGUACUUAUGCUACUAAAUGUACUCAUUUCGUCAUUUAGCUUAUUUGUGUAAGGUUCAAAUACUUCGCCUUCAAAUACUUAUAACAGUGAAUAAGUUUGUUUUUGUUAAUAUAAUGAGUCUGACUAUUCAGGGAAAAUUCCUAUACGAAAUUCAAAAAUUGGUAAACGAAACUCCAAACAACCCUAGUUUUCCCCUGAAAAAUUGUCAUUUUCAUAUACAAGAAUCAAAAAUGUUGUGCACGAAUUUUCCCUCAAUAGGAACUUCCAUGUACAUCUAACAUAUGCAUAUGUUUAUCAUUUUUACGAAAAAUAAGUGAUAAUAAGAUGCAUGUUUAAAGUUACAGUGUGAUA